AUGGUCCGUCAAUUCUCCAAGUUCCCCAAGAAGCCCGCCGACUGGGUGUCUCCUUCGGCGCCGCUGUCCAUGCGGAAGCAAGUCUUCCUUCCCGACUUCACAAUCGCCCUCAUCCGCACGCCCUACCUCCCCCCCCGAUACGCCUCCUUCUACGUGCCGUUGAACUUCAACAAGCUCGACAUCCGCGACUACCUCCAGCGUCUGUAUGGCGUCGACGUGCUCAGCGUGCGCAGCUAUGUCGAGCAGCAGAAGGUCACCCGUCUUAAACCCCAGGACCGGUUCGGGUACGGAAAGUGGAGGAGACCCAUGUCGAAGAAGAAGAUGACUGUGGAGAUGAAGCAGCCGUUCGUGUGGCCGGAGGCUCCGAAGGAUAUGGCAUCAUGGGAAAACGACCAAUUCCACAAAGCCGCGAAAUACCAGAAGCAGAUCCAAGACGAGCAACGACCAGAGGCCGGCACUAAGGCCGACGAGUCCGCGCGCGAGGCCUGGGACGCAGAAGCGAAGAAGCUGCUGGACGGCUCGAAAUCCUGGCGGCCGACUUGGCGCGCCCUGGGCCUGAGCUAUGAUCGUCCGGCCUUCGGGGUAUCAAAGAAGGGAGGCGAGGGUGCUGAGACUUCGACGCCUAGCUCGUAA
Aspergillus melleus is the source of this 633-nucleotide messenger RNA. It is a transcript of the gene MRP20, whose product is annotated as mitochondrial 54S ribosomal protein uL23m. Gene Ontology annotation, biological process: mitochondrial translation. Bases 1 to 633 code for a protein of 210 amino acids. Gene Ontology annotation, cellular component: ribosome; mitochondrial large ribosomal subunit. Gene Ontology annotation, molecular function: structural constituent of ribosome. The transcript is spliced from 3 exons. The record is from RefSeq and is a predicted model, not a curated record. NCBI's taxonomy places the organism in Eukaryota, Fungi, Ascomycota, Eurotiomycetes, Eurotiales, Aspergillaceae.